GAGAGCUAGAUCUUAAUGACUUUGUUAAUUUGCGAGUACUAUAUAUUGAAGGUAUUGAGCAAAACAAGGAACAGCAACAAAAGUUAACUAAGUUGAAGGUGGAUAAAUGUAUUAAGUUAACUGAAAUUACGAUUAAUCAUACAACGCUUGGUUAUUUAAGUUUAGUAGAAAGAUUAACUAGUUUGAUCCAAGAUACUAAAGUCAUUAAUCUCGGUGAUUUAAAAUUGGAGCUUAAGAAAAUAGAAGAGGAGAAUUUUAAUUACACAUUAGAUGCUGCUAAAAGUAAUCUGGAUGAAAAUUAUCAGUUGUGGUUGGAAAAUUUAGUAGAAGCACAUCAAGAAGUUUUACAGAAUAACAGCACUUAUGCUCGUAAACAAUUAGAAAAAUGUAAAAAAAAAUUAGCUGAGGUGCUAACUGAUGAAGAAAUCCAAGAUAUUUUGGGUAAAAGAGCAGAAAUUAAUGAGUUGGAAACCCAAUUAAAUAAUAUCGUUAAAUGA
This is a messenger RNA of Racocetra persica, 497 nucleotides long. The record is from the annotation of a GenBank genome assembly. NCBI's taxonomy places the organism in Eukaryota, Fungi, Glomeromycota, Glomeromycetes, Diversisporales, Gigasporaceae.